CUCGGCCUUCAUCUUGAGCCUCAAUCUGUCCACGAGAACGGGGACAGCUGGCACGCAGGCAAGAUGCCGAUGACCACACCCAUCGACAUGUCCACGGCUAGACGAAAUGGGACGCUUCUGAAGGAGAGUUUUACUCUCUCCCACGUGGCAGGUGACCCGGUUCACUCAAAGACUCAACGCCGAGUAGUUCUUCCCAGCAACAGUCCUUCAUCCGCUUUUGCCUCUAGGGAGAAGCGGCGGCAGACUACUUCGCUAUCCCCUGAGCCCACCGAAAGUGUGAAUAAGGAGCCCAAGAGGCGGAGAUUAAAUGAACAGAGCUGUUCAUACUGCCGCAAAGACAAGGAAAAGUGUUCGCCGUUAGAACGCAGCUGGCCAGACGUAAAGUGCGACCGUUGUAUUGAAAAGAGCUUGUCUUGUUCAGAACCGCAAACCAACCCCAGUAAACUGAACGGGCCUAAAGACAGACCGCAUGGGGUUGGCAGUCGCCCAGGCACCCCGAGUGAUGAUUCGGGUUUCGAUGAUGAUGCGUCCCAAACUGUACACCCUCUUGCGCCAGUCAAGCGCCUAACCGAGGCUCAAAAACCAUACCCAACCCCCUCGAACUCUAUCAGCAGCCUCGAUGCGCCAGUGAAAUCAGCUUCGAUUACCGAUAAUUCUUCCGCAGCUUGGGUUUCUCAAUCAGUCGAUAAUAGUUCCAGAAAAUCCCUUCCUGAUGUCGUCACCCCUGUAGGUCAAGAUUCGUCUCGUCAUUCAUUUGUACGGCCAUCAGCGGAUGGGGUGGAUCGCCCUGAACUGGUAUGCCCCGUAUGCCAGAAACCUGUCAAAACUCAAUCCGAAUUGAAAAAGCAUGACCUUCGACAUAGGAAACCAUUCAUUUGUCGGUUCCCUGGAUGUCCCCGCACAGAAGGAUUCAGUACAACCAACGAUCUCGACAGGCAUAUGAGGUCAAAGCAUCAAUCUGGUGCUUUGGCUACAGCACCAGCGAAAUUAUAUCGUUGUCUCGUUUCAGGUUGCAAAUCGAGUGAGAAAGUCUGGCCUCGAGGGGACAACUUUCGAAGUCAUCUUAAACGCGUACACGGCCAUACAAUUUUUUCGGAUGAAGAGUUCGAGAAGUUGGUCCAUCGGGGAGAGUUCACCCCUGAUCCUGCCACGUUUGCGAGGAGCGAUUCGAUCAGAUCAGCGCAAGAAGACUCUCAGGAGUCGGAACCUCCCGAAACGUUCUUCCCCGAUAGCCGGCGCAAAGAAAGCCCUGCCCCUUUGACUGCAGCGCAGGUGUUGGUAAAACCUAGCCUGGACCUAAACGUCAGCAAGAAGGGUAGUUCAAAUAACGCUCAUGUUCCCAAACGACCCCGCCCUACAGGUGUGACUACUGAAACAGAAUGGAAAAAACCCGACCAAGCUUCUGCGAUUCUCCCCCAAAUGGUUGAAAGGCUUAUGGCCCGAAAUGAGUACAGUUACAAAGCUCUUCUUGAAGACGAGACCAGAAUGCUUGUUCUCUUACCCGGGGAAAAGGAUGAGAUCAUUCAAUGCCGACUAUUACCAUUAUCUACCAAAACUCCAAAGGUCUCCUAUGAAGCCUUGUCAUAUUGCUGGGGAGAUAUUAGAACGUCAAAGGAGAUCCGCAUCCAAUGCUUGAAAACACAAGGCCCCAAGCGUUCUCUCAAAGACUUUGUAAGAGCGAAGCGUUUCAUCCCAGCCAAUCUGCACUCUGCACUGCUGCACCUACGAGAUUCUUCAUUCCCGAUCUACCUUUGGGUGGACAAUCUUUGCAUCAAUAUGAAUGAUAGUCGAGAACGGGCACAUCAAGUCUCGAAGAUGGGACAAAUUUAUCAACAAGCCAACAACGUCUGCGUUUGGCUUGGAGAAAGCGACGACUCGAGUAAAUUGGCUUUGGAAUUCAUUCCACGAAUCUUGAACUUGUCAUCACUUGAUAAUGAAGUCCGCGAUGGAUCAAAACUGGAUUCGUGGAGGGCUUUGAGGGAUCUUAUGUCACGCAAAUGGUUCAGCCGCCGUUGGGUCAUUCAAGAAAUUGCAUUUGCCAAGAACUCUACAAUACACUGUGGUGACGAUAUUAUUCAUUGGGCCGAUUUUGCCGAUGCAGUUGGUUUAUUCGUCUCACGAAUGAAUGAAAUCAAACUUCCCGAUCAGCAGCGGAGUGGUGGGUAUCCAGCGGCUGGAUGGUCCAGGUUUGCCGAGAGAAUUGUGGAGUAUAAUCAGAGCCUAAUCCAGAGAUCUGACAACGGCGGACAGUUUGAACCAACUUUCGAUUUGGAAACGCUUCUAUGGACAUUCAAAGACUUUGAUUGCACAGAAGCACGAGAUCGCGUCAACUCAUUGCUCGCUUUGGCAAGAGAUGUCCCUCCUCUUGAAUAUAAUAAUGCGGGCUCUAUUUCAUCUUUGGACUACGAAGCAGACAUCACGGACGUGAUUCAACGUUGCGUAAUGCAUUGCGUUAAUGUCAGCAAGUCACUGGACAUCAUUUGCAGGCCUUGGGCCCCUAUAGUCUCUAGAGUCCUCCCGAGCUGGAUCGCCACCGUAGCGGGUUCUGCCUUCGGCGUGCUUGGAGAUGGUUCAUUUGGCCGCAAAAACGGAGACAGUCUGGUUGGCUCCCCCAACCGCGAGACUUACAAUGCUUCCGCUGGACGAUCGCUUGUGGAUCAUGAUUUCAACCAGGGUAUUCUGCUUGUCCGCGGCCUUAACGUGGACACCAUAGGCGCGUGCCUGCCUCGAGCUAGCGGUGGAAUAGUAUGGAGAGAAGCUCUCCACAUGGCGGGCUGGAACGAACAAUCCGACAAAUUCUACUCCGUUCCAGAGAAGCUUUGGCGGACGUUAGUUGCAGACAGGUCGCCGGACGGAUCUCCCCCGAAGAGUUGGUACCGGCGGGCGUGCCUCUACACUCUUGCCCAGACCUCCUCAUCUGGAGUUCUCGAUACCUCUGUUUUGAUCAAGUCUGGGGGACCUUCGAUAAUGGUUGAGUUCUUGGAAAGGGUACAGAGCGUGGUAUGGAAUCGCAAGUUCUUCACAACGAGCACUGGAAAGUUUUUUGGACUUGGGCCAGAUGGAUUGCAGAAUGGCGAUGUCAUCGCUGUGUUGUAUGGUUGCAGCGUUCCCGUUGUUCUGAGGGCCGCGGACCACAAGAUGCAUUACAAGCUGGUGGGAGAAUGCUAUAUCCAUGGGCUCAUGGAUGGACAGGCCGUCACAGACCCGAAUCUUCGGGAUGAAUUAUUUCAUUUGGUUUGAAAAAUACGUUGGUCAAUAUAUUGCAACUAGAAAUUAGUUAGCAUUUGAGACAGCUGCUUUGGCAGAGCAGUACAUGGCUGGAUGGGCGCAAUCGUUACAUCAAUAUACCAUAGCCUCCUUAUAUAGUCUCUUAUAUAUUUCACAAACAGGAACGGAAUCAAGGAGCAAGAUGGACAGGAAGUUUACCCUCAAGUUCGAUAUUCAGAGUAGCAACCAUCACCUUCACGUGUUUCUGGAGCACAACAAGAUGCACUCCUCGAGGAUUCAGUUGACCGCCUCAAUGGAAUGACUGACCAGUACUGAAAUGGAAUGAAUGACCAGUACUGAAAAGCAAGAGUAUCAC
Hyaloscypha bicolor E is the source of this 3583-nucleotide messenger RNA. RefSeq names its product HET-domain-containing protein. Gene Ontology annotation, molecular function: zinc ion binding; DNA-binding transcription factor activity, RNA polymerase II-specific. Gene Ontology annotation, biological process: regulation of DNA-templated transcription. The transcript is spliced from 3 exons. The record is from RefSeq and is a predicted model, not a curated record. The coding region runs from base 64 to 3240 and encodes 1058 amino acids. Lineage: Eukaryota; Fungi; Ascomycota; Leotiomycetes; Helotiales; Hyaloscyphaceae.